AUGAAUGCUCUUCGGACUAUCUGUCAAAGCUCUACGGAAGACUGGGCUGCUCUUAGACCAGGAGCGUCCGACGAAGCCAAAGAGAACCGCACUCAGCUCGCGCAAUUCUAUAUAAAACUUCGUCGUCUCACCUCAUUUCAUUAUAGCUUUAAAACGCAUCUCCAUUGA
Messenger RNA from Plasmopara halstedii, 168 nucleotides. RefSeq lists its product as uncharacterized. Bases 1 to 168 code for a protein of 55 amino acids. The record is from RefSeq and is a predicted model, not a curated record. The transcript is spliced from 2 exons. NCBI's taxonomy places the organism in Eukaryota, Oomycota, Peronosporomycetes, Peronosporales, Peronosporaceae.